Molecule: messenger RNA, 676 nt
Organism: Nilaparvata lugens (brown planthopper)
Lineage: Eukaryota; Metazoa; Arthropoda; Insecta; Hemiptera; Delphacidae
Product: prolyl 4-hydroxylase subunit alpha-2-like
Exons: 4
Coding region: 5-571 (188 amino acids)
Biological process (GO): peptidyl-proline hydroxylation to 4-hydroxy-L-proline
Cellular component (GO): endoplasmic reticulum
Molecular function (GO): procollagen-proline 4-dioxygenase activity
Source: RefSeq, a predicted model, not a curated record
UGAAAUGGUGACAAUAGUGCCGACUCUGCAUCAGCCAAAUGACCCCAGCAACUUCACCUUCUUCAAAGCAGCCCUCGAAAACAAACAUAAGGUGGCAGAACAAUGGGAACCUAUACGAGCAGUCUACAAGAAACUGUGUCGCAACGAUCUCUCUCUCACUCAUCAAGAACUUGCCCAACUCAAGUGCCGCUAUGUUCACCGAAAUGUGCCUUUCCUAAGGAUUGGGCCGUUGAAAGACGAAGAAGCCUAUCUGGAGCCAAGAAUUGUGCUAUAUCGUGACGUCAUCUACGACAGCGAAAUAGAGCUACUUAAGAAAAUGGCUUUACCCAAGUUGAAGGUGAUGAAUCUCAACAAGGCUUCGAAUACGGUGGCAUUGUAUCGAAUCAGCGCGGGAGCGUGGCUGUAUGAUGAUGACCACCCAUCCAUUGAGCGACUGAGCAAGCGUGUCGAGUACAUGACGUCACUUGAUAUGUCUUAUGCUGAGUCACUGCACGUGACUAACUACGGCAUUGGUGGAUACUACGAAGCACACCAUGAUUAUUUAUCGGUAAAACUGUCAAUUUUAAUGUAAUGACGAAUAGCGUGGCAGGGUUUAAUUAAAUUUGUUUUGUAAUUUAAAAGAACAAUAGUAUUCUUUAUAAGUUCAAAAUCCUAUUAUAUUAUUGAGCGAGCAAUC